Messenger RNA from Penicillium manginii, 549 nucleotides. RefSeq lists its product as uncharacterized. Lineage: Eukaryota; Fungi; Ascomycota; Eurotiomycetes; Eurotiales; Aspergillaceae. The transcript has a single exon. The coding region runs from base 1 to 549 and encodes 182 amino acids. The record is from RefSeq and is a predicted model, not a curated record.
AUGGUCAAUGAAUCUGAAAAUUUCGUUGUGGUGGUGGAUUGGGAGUUUAUGUAUACCGCCUCUGUUGAAUUUACUGAUGCUCCACCCUGGUGGCUUCUUCUCGAGAUGCUAGAAUAUUGGACUAAAGGCUUUGAUGACUGGUAUGCACUCUAUGAGAGCCGGCUUCGGGUCUUCCUUCAGGUAAUGAUGGAUAGCGAAGCGGAUGCGCACCAGAUACGGAACAAACGACCCAAAGAAAGCCAGCGACUCUCUAGUCGAAUGCGACAUAGCUUGGAGAGCGGAGACUUUUGGAUCAUGUAUGCUGCAUGGAACAAUUUUUCCUUUGACAACAUCUAUUGGAACAAAAUCGAUCAGCGAUUCUUCGGGUCUGAUACAUCUGAUGACAACAUAUGCGAUGUAUGGAAGAAAAGACUUCAUCUAUUGGAACCCGAGGAGAAGGAAAACAUGAAUAAAUAUGUGGAUCUGAAGCUCCAGGAGAAUGAGACAAGGCUUCUAUGUUGGGACCCAGACCAGUAUACCCUAGAAUCUAUGGCCAGGAUGGAAGCUUGA